CUUACGGAUUGUUAUAUUUAUUUUUAUGACUUUCUAUAUCCCUUAUAUAAGAGUAUUAUUAAUUAAUUAUUGUUAUUAAAAUCUAUCUUAUACCUAUCAUUACUGAUUGAGAUGAUUUCGUAAAAAUGAAAUAGCUUGAUUUAUUUACUUUGUAAUAGUAUAACACUUAACCUAUAAAUUAAUUGUGAUUUCUUGUGAAUAUGAACUGAAUUUAAAUAAAUUAAAAAUGGUAACAAAAAUUACUGGGAAAAUAUGUGGUUUUGUAGGUUAUGCAUUACAAUGUGCUUGCAUUACUCACUGUACAUUUGAAUAUUUAGGAGAUUUUGUUAUGUGUUCUGGGCCAUCAAUGGAGCCAACAUUGGAGUCAAACAAUAUACUCUUUACAGAGCAUAUAUCUCCCAAAUUGCAGCGAUUACGUCGUGGUGAUAUUGUUAUAUCCAAAAGCCCUAAUAAUCCAAAACAAAAUAUAUGCAAAAGAAUAACGGGACUGCCUGGAGAUAAAGUCCGGGGCCACUUCCCCAAACGUAGUCAAAUUGUGCCAAGAGGCCAUGUGUGGUUAGAAGGUGACAAUUCUAGUAAUUCUGCUGAUUCCAGAGUAUAUGGUCCUGUACCACAAGGAUUGAUUCGCAGCAGAGUAGUGUGUUGUGUAUGGCCAUUAGAUAAAAUAGCAUCAUUGACUGAUUAUUAAAUGAUCUUGUUAAUAUUUAAUAGUUAAAUGUAAAUAAAAUA
Molecule: messenger RNA, 729 nt
Organism: Achroia grisella
Lineage: Eukaryota; Metazoa; Arthropoda; Insecta; Lepidoptera; Pyralidae
Product: mitochondrial inner membrane protease subunit 1
Exons: 2
Coding region: 227-688 (153 amino acids)
Cellular component (GO): membrane; mitochondrial inner membrane peptidase complex
Molecular function (GO): serine-type endopeptidase activity
Source: RefSeq, a predicted model, not a curated record